Messenger RNA from Drepanopeziza brunnea f. sp. 'multigermtubi' MB_m1, 2298 nucleotides. NCBI's taxonomy places the organism in Eukaryota, Fungi, Ascomycota, Leotiomycetes, Helotiales, Drepanopezizaceae. The record is from RefSeq and is a predicted model, not a curated record.
AUGGGAGAGGUCAUGACGGAAAAUCCUGUGAACCAGGUUCUGCCUCACCGCAAACAAAUGCCAUCGUCCAUACCAAACAUCGAUUCCCUGGAGGGUCUAGGAACAGAUGGCACCGAUGAAUACUCAACGAUGAAGAAGCUCCAACGGCAUCUAGAAUAUAUUCAUCUUCAAGAAGAGUACAUCAAGGAUGAGCAACGAAGCUUGAAGAGAGAGCUUGUGCGUGCGCAGGAGGAAAUCAAGCGGAUUCAGAGUGUGCCGUUGGUAAUUGGACAGUUUAUGGAGGCUAUCGACCAAAACACUGGCAUCGUACAGUCCUCGACUGGAUCUAACUAUGUUGUCCGAAUUCUCUCUACUCUCGACCGCGAGAAGCUCAAGCCAUCAUCCUCCGUCGCUCUCCACAGACAUUCCAACUCCCUCGUCGACAUUCUCCCACCUGAAGCUGAUUCUUCUAUUGCCAUGUUGGGUGCUGAUGAGAAGCCGGACGUCACGUACGCGGACGUUGGUGGCUUGGACAUGCAAAAACAGGAAAUCCGCGAGGCAGUAGAGCUCCCUCUCACUCACUUCGACCUCUACAAACAAAUUGGUAUCGAUCCCCCCCGCGGUGUACUCCUCUACGGCCCUCCGGGAACGGGAAAGACUAUGUUGGUCAAGGCUGUCGCAAAUUCUACCACUGCAAACUUCAUCCGAGUGGUUGGAUCUGAGUUCGUGCAGAAAUACUUGGGAGAAGGUCCUCGGAUGGUUCGAGACGUGUUCCGUAUGGCCCGCGAGAACUCCCCAGCAAUUAUCUUCAUUGAUGAGAUCGACGCCAUUGCCACCAAGAGAUUCGACGCCCAGACCGGUGCAGAUAGGGAGGUGCAGAGAAUCCUGCUAGAGUUGCUCAACCAAAUGGACGGUUUCGACCAAACGUCCAAUGUCAAGGUCAUCAUGGCCACAAACCGAGCCGACACCCUGGAUCCUGCCCUUCUGCGUCCUGGACGUCUGGACAGAAAGAUCGAAUUUCCCAAUCUCCGAGACCGAAGAGAGAGGCGUUUGAUCUUUACCACUAUCGCAUCAAGGAUGUCCCUGGCUCCUGAGGUCGAUCUCGACAGUCUCAUCGUCCGAAACGAUCCCCUGAGUGGUGCUAUCAUUGCAGCAAUCAUGCAAGAGGCUGGGUUGAGAGCAGUCCGCAAGAACAGGUACAACAUUAUUCAGGUCGAUUUGGAGGAUGCAUACUCUAGUCAAGUCAAGGGCUCGCAGGAGAAAGACAAGUUUGAUUUCUACAAAUCCCGCCUCCUUGCGAUUGUUUCUCCGCCCUCCACCCGGCCCCCCGUUGUCGCCCGUCCUCAACAACACACCAUGGCGGACUCUAACAAACGGAAAGAGAGACCGAGAGGUGAUGGAGAUGGCCGAGACAGCAAGAAAAGUAAGCGAGGAAAUGGUGGGAAAUGGCAAACGCCACAUCAGAAAGCAAAAAUUGCUCUUCGCGGAAGUGGGCAUAUUGAACCUGGCAACAGCGGGAUCUGGGCAACAUGCGCGAAGAACCAAGAAGGAAGAGCAACGGAAGAGCUGAAGGUGAUGUUUGACGAAGCAUGUUCCCCAUGUGCUGAGCGCUUCUAUGGCAUCAAGCCGAAUUCCGAAAAGGAAGACGAUGAUGAAGACGACAUCGAAGCAUCCAUUCAAAAAGAACUUGCCGCUAUGGACAGCAAGAAAGGCGAGACAAAACUGUUCUCACCAGUUCAUCUCGAUAUCCCAUGUGUCCUCUUCUUCAAGACCCGGUCACCGAUCGAUCCAAUCGACUUUGUUCACAAGAUCUGCGAAGAGAUUGUUGCGAACCCAGGUGUACGGAGAAUGAAGUAUGUCAACCGAUUGACUCCGAUGACGCUGAUGGCGAAGGCAACCGAGAAAGGUCUCGAGGAUCUGGGAAGGACUGUACUUGGCGAACACUUCAACAUGGUUGAGCAAGCCGUCCAUGAAGACGAUGCGAAAAAUGAGACCUCUGAGGCGAAGCCAAAUCAUUCGUACGCUAUUCGCCCGUCAACGAGAGCCCACACCGCCCCUCUUAGACGAGAUUAUCUCAUCAAAUCGAUAGCAUCCUUGAUAUCAGAUGUGCACAAGGUUGAUCUCACAGCUUCGGACAGGAUUAUUGUGGUCGAGGUUUAUCAGUCCGUCUGCGGAAUGAGUGUGCUGGGUAGUGACUGGGAAACACUCAAGCGAUACAACAUCGCCGAACUCUACAAAAAAGAUAAGCUAAAUGAAACGCCUAGUCCGAAGGACGAAGUUAGUGCACAAAUCGCAACACAAUUCCAGGCCGAACUUUGA